AUGGCUUGCAGCAGCAAGCGUCGCGGUCGCACUACCCCCGCCGGCGUCUCCUCGUCGGACGCGUCAUCGUCCUGGCCGUCUAUGCAACCGGAUUUGGUCCGCCUGAUCGGGUGGCGGCUGCUGGAGACCGGCGACUUGCUGGACUACGUCCGCUUCCGCGCCGUCUGCGCCCACUGGCGCUCCAGCACCGUCUGCCCACGCGGCCGCGGCGUCGCCGACCCGCGCUUCCACCCGCGCCGCUGGAUGAUGCUGCCCGAGGGGCACGGCCUGCACCCUGGCCACGGCAAGCUACGCAAGUACAUACGCUUCCUCAACCUCUCCACCGGCGCCAUCGUCCGCUCAAAGCUCCCGCUUUUCAGCCACCACUGCGUCCUCGACUCGGUCGACGGCCUCCUGCUCCUGCAACGCGACCAGGACACAGCCAUCCGCCUCCUCCAUCCGUUCACGGGUGACAUCGCAGAGCUCCCGCCGCUCAUCACCCUCUUGAGGCAGUUUAACUUCCAAUUUUCGCCCGCAGAAGACAGCCCUCAGACUAGACGUAUCUGGAGUAAAUUCAGAAAGGUCGGCUCUACCUCCGUCAGCGUGAGUGCAGACGGAGCCAUCACCGUCAUGAUCAUCAUCUCUGGUAUCAAAUGUUUAGCCAUCGCUACCGUCGGGGACCAGCAAUGGAGCGUCGCACGCAGGAACCUCUCCUUCUCUCUGAAUCCAGUGUCGCUCCGAGGCAGGAUAUACAUUUUGGAUCAUGUUUCCACCACAACACAGAUUUUCCAGAUUCUACCGCCCCGACAUGAUGCCAAGGUCCCAGCUUCAUCUUCACUGCCACCACCACCAGAGUUGAUUGCCACGGUUUACAGACUUGCUGACCUUAUACUAGGCAGGUUUGUCCCGGUAACAAGCAUUGGGGACAAUGUUCUCUUCGUCUCCGGAAGGAUUUUGAGUGUCAGCAGUAAGGUGCUACCGAAUGUUGAGGGCAACUCUCUUGUAAUGGACAGAAGGAGCAUGCCGAAGCAGGAACACCACCAUGCUUCCAUGGUUGUGCCCAGCACCAACGUCACAAGACAGCGACCUACCACUUGGGGUUGCGGUAGUGCCCACGCCAUCGCCGACACCACCGGUGUAACACAUGGCUGCAUAGCUCUCGGGAGCCAGCAGGAUGGCUUUGUGAGCGUCGUCAUGUUCAGGGUCAGGCUGAGAGAGCUCCUCCUUCAGGUCGUCGCCGCCAGGUCCAGGCCCAGCUGCAGCUCCACACAGAAGCAGGAGCUGAGUUAG
This is a messenger RNA of Lolium rigidum, 1269 nucleotides long. RefSeq lists its product as uncharacterized. NCBI's taxonomy places the organism in Eukaryota, Viridiplantae, Streptophyta, Magnoliopsida, Poales, Poaceae. The coding region runs from base 1 to 1269 and encodes 422 amino acids. The transcript has 3 exons. The record is from RefSeq and is a predicted model, not a curated record.